UGUACAACUCUAGAUUAUUUUUUCUUUCUCCAUCUCCCAUUGUUGGAGCUGGAAAUUUAAAUUAAAUUAAGCCAAUAUAAUGUCUGGCGUAUGGAUAUUUGACAAGAAAGGUGUUGCCCAUUUGAUCAAAAAUCCUACUCGUGAGUCCUUUGAGCUAAAACAACCAGCAUAUCCAGGCACCGGCACAGCCACUGCACCGGGAGCACGCCCUCGAGUUCUAGUAUACCUACCGGAGAACGAGAUGAUAAGUUCCUAUGAAGAACUAGAGAGGAGACUCAUUGAGCUCGGAUGGACCCGAUUUAACAACCCUAUGAGGUCCGAUCUCCUGCAAUUCCACAAAUCAGAUGAUUCUGCACAUCUCAUUUCACUUCCUAAGAGCUUUACAAACUUCAAAUCUCUACAUAUGUAUGACAUUGUAGUCAAGAAUCCAUCGUUUUUUGAAGUCCGCAACGCUGAAGUGGAUAAUCAUCUUAUCUAAAAAAAAAAAAAUGGUUAUAGAAAAUACCCUCUAAUUAACUAAUUAUAUUAUGUCUCGACACACCCCUUUCACGUGUGUAGGCUUGACUCUUUUUCAUUGGCCAGAUGGAAUGUUAUUUUGUUCU
Messenger RNA from Capsicum annuum, 602 nucleotides. RefSeq names its product flowering-promoting factor 1-like. Lineage: Eukaryota; Viridiplantae; Streptophyta; Magnoliopsida; Solanales; Solanaceae. The record is from RefSeq and is a predicted model, not a curated record. Gene Ontology annotation, biological process: regulation of flower development. The transcript is spliced from 2 exons. Bases 80 to 478 code for a protein of 132 amino acids.